Molecule: messenger RNA, 2342 nt
Organism: Rhineura floridana
Lineage: Eukaryota; Metazoa; Chordata; Lepidosauria; Squamata; Rhineuridae
Gene: ERICH5
Product: glutamate rich 5
Exons: 4
Coding region: 131-1039 (302 amino acids)
Source: RefSeq, a predicted model, not a curated record
GUGCGCGCUUGUGACCCCGCUCCGUGGCAAAGAAUGCUAAAAGUUUUGAAGCGAAACGUAUUAGGCUGCCCCUGACUGCGCCGUUCUUAUGGCAACCGAGCUCGAGCGAUAAACACUCCCGCGGGAGCCUAUGAGAGGGAAGUUCCUCGGCACGCGCGGCUCAGCUGGGGGCGGCUUUUUGAGCGCCUGGGAGAGGAGACACCUGCGCGCAUUCCCUUUGGCGGGAGGGGAGCGAGCUUCGCUUGACUUGUCCGUCGCUGCAGCCAAAGAGUCACCGGCGCGCCCAGUUUCUUGCCUGGCCGAGCGGGGAGUUGGGUCCGCACGCAAAAUGGGGUGCUCGACCAGCGCUCAGACCCGGGUCAAAGAUUGUAGCCGGCCGGCUCCCAAGUCUCCCGACGCCAACGGGCUGCAGAAACGCGAUGACAGCGUGCCCAUUGCUGGUGAAAAUGAAACCAUUCCUGAUCAGACCAAACUUGGGGUAAUGGAAAAAGUGGAGCUUGGAUCUCAUGGAGCAAAACUAAACAAGGAUCUUGCCAAAGAGGAAGAGGACGCUUUGAUUCCAGGAAUAACAAACUGUGCCCUUUCUACCUGUCAAAGAGUCGACCCCGAAGGCACAGAGCCUCAGCCAGUGGCACCAGAAGAUAAUUUCAAUAGCGUGGCUUUGCCUACAGGGCUUUUAGAAGCUGGUGAGCCUCUGCCUGUGAAACCAUCAGAAGAGGUUGGUGAGCCUCAAGCUGCCUCAGAAGCUGCAAGCCCUUUGCUGCCAGAAACUGUACAGGACAAUAAGCCUGAACCUGUUGAAUCAACAGAGACGAGCACACCUGAGCCUGCAGCUGAGGAAAACUCUAGUCUUGUAACGGAAAUUGUGAAGGAACUGCAAGUGGGUGAAGAAGAACAGCUAACUGAGGGUGAGACAAGAGAAAAGAAGGAAAUUGAGAUGCACAGUGAUAUAGCAAGCGAGGGCUCUGAAACAAAAGAAGAAGAAAUGGGAGAAGCUACAGUAACAACAGAGAUAGAAGCUACCAAUAAUGAAGAGUGACUCAUGGCUUCUGUCUGGACUUCAUCUUUGGUUGCUCAAAUAAUAUUAGUACUCUGAUUUUGGUAUAAUCUGGGUUUUCAUAGAAGCUUGUAUGGACUUGUCACAACUUCUGAGCACUGGGGGCGGGGAAAACUAUUUCAAAGAUUUUAUUUCAGGAAGUCAAGUUGCCAAGACACUGAGGAAUUGCAGUGUUUUAACCCUUCAAGUUUGCCAGAGUGCCUUUUGACUGAAAUUAUGUGUUGCAAAAUGAGAACUUCACCUAUUCCAGUUAGAAAAUAAAUUGCUAAAUGUGAAAGAAUCUAAGGUAAACUGUAUCAACACUAUAAAUCAGGAGUGGGGAACAUUUGGCCCUCCAGAUGUUACUGAACCACACUUCCCGUCAGCCCUAGCUAGCAUAGCCAGUGGCCAGGGAUGAUGGGAGUUGUAGUUCAGCAACAUUUGGAGGGACAAAGAUUCCCCACACCUAUAAAUUAUAUAACUUGGUGCAUGUAAUUUUGUAGAUGGAGAUUCUCCAAGGGAUAGAUCUUAAAAUGGUCUGAGUAUCAUUAAGUUCUAUUAAUAAUGUUGCAACCAUGAGGGUUUUUUUAACUCUACCGGUACAAUUCUUAAGUGAAUUUUCUCUUUUAUAUAAAACACUUAUUGGUAUUGCAGCUUAGUAUUGUUGCUUUGGUUCAAUCUGGUAAGAUGCAUCCAUUCAUAUUUUUGGUUUUAAAAACUAAUAAAUAGUCAUUGCAAUCUAACACUUGUGGGAUGAGAGCUAACAUGUAUUGAUGGCACUGUACACUUUAAUAAGAAAUCACUGACUAGCACAGUAUCACAAAUACUUUAUUGUUGUGGUGGUAGCACUUUAAAAAAAUUAAUAUUCAAUCUGAAAGAUUGUAAUCAUUAAAUCAGAAUACUCCUGAACACCCAUGCUAAAGUAUCAACCAAAUGAGUUGCUGCUCUAAUGUGCAAUUAUGCAUUCCUAGAACACUCUAGACUUUUUUCCAAAAUGUAUACAUUGUUUGCUUUUUAAACCUCUCUUACAGUAAAUAUGAAAAGUGAAUCCUGAGUUGAGUGGUAGAGGGGAAUUAUACAUUUUAAAAAAGGUUGGCAACAUUUAGUGUGGUUCUGUUGGUUGCAUAGUUAAGAAAUUGUGUGAAGUUGAGCAGAACUGAUCUUCAACCACCUUAUGUGUGAACCAGGGAACUUUUAUUCUAUGCCAGGGUAUGGUUGAUAUGGUUGGUUCUUGGACCUCUUCAUGUAAAGCCUAUAAAAUGUAAUCUUUAAAAAAUUGCAAUAAAGAAAGCACUUAUGGAAUGUC